AUGGAUCCAACGGAGACGGAGCUGAACGCGAUCACGGACCUCGCCGGCGUGCUUAACUGGGCUGGUGUGGCAGGCCCUUUGGACACUGCCCUCAAGCUGGCCUUGGGCCAACCGCAGAGGGUCCGGGAGGUCGUCCUCAUCCCGCGACCUGCUUGGGAUACAGCCAUCGCGGCCUUGAAGGUGAUCCCGCUGGACGCGGAUGGUGCGCCACAGCCCGCGCGUGACCCCACGCUGGUGGAACUGGCACGACUUGAGUCGGUGAGGCGGGUGAGCUGUUUGAGGAUGGGCGUUACGCCCGACACCCCCGGCUCUGCUGGGCCCACGGCUCCUACCCCGGCUUCGGCGGUGGCCGGCCCUUCUCCACCUGCCGCUGGAGGCCGUAAGCUCAAGCUCUCCGCCAUCCUGGACCCUACUCUGGAUGCGGACGUGGUGGUUCUGGAACAGUCCGAGACACAGGCGCUCUACACAGAGUACAAGAAGAAGUACGGGGACUUUCCGUCUCAUGAGAGCGACCCCUCGGUGGACCAGCUCUCGGCCUUGAAACAGGUCAUUCAGGCAGGAGCGGCCCCUUACACCGACUUCUCCUUGUUCGGGCCUCAUGGUCUUCGGCUGCUGCGCAAGCAAACCUUCACUGCGUAUGUCCUCAGCGCCUGGAAGGUCUACAGAACGGCCAUGCUCCUGCUCGAGGUUGUCGACUCGGAGCGCCUCGACGGCUACGCCGAGCAUGUGCGGAGCUUCCUCACGCAGUUUGGGGACUCCGCCUGGUGGUUGAUCUACAAGGCGGAAAAUCGCUUGAGGUCCGAGCACUUGGAGCGUUUGCGCCGUCGACUUCAUGAUCAACCCGACUUUGGGUACACCGCUGCCAGGCCUUGGAAUGCGGCGUUCGCGGCGGCGGUGAAGGACAUGGAGUUCUGGACCAAGGAGCUGGUCACUCCGGCCACGCUCUGGCUCUCGGGGCCUGCCGGCCCUUCGCGGCCUACAGCUCCGCCUCCGCUGCCGCGCGUGGACGACGACAACCCGCGCCCUGGCAAGGCCAAGCGCAAAUACACUGGUGACGACCACAGCGAGAAGGAGGGCAACGUGUACAUCAAGAACAGACGCGGUGUCACCAUAUGCCCCGACUACAACCAGAACCGCUGUGGAUCGAAGAAGUCAAGUCUGGCGCUGCGGCCCGCCUGGACGACCACAGCCGAGCUCAUCCGGAGAACCGCGGCGUCCAAGGCCGCAACUUCUCCCCCUCCUCUGAAGCGGAAGAAGCCGGACGACUCCACCCGGGACCUGGGACGGCAACGGCCGCGGACACCGCCAAAGGCACGAGCCCGGCGCCCUGCUACGGCUUCCGGCCCUGGGCCAGACAAGGCAUCGGACAGCGAGGGCCCGACCGGCCAGGUGGCACACCUCAUACCGCCAUCCAGCCACCGGCCCAUGGACAACGGCCCCCGCAAGUAUGGCACCUGGUUGGAGAAGCCCGGUGACCGUUCGUAUUCGGAGUGGCGCCGCAAGGGCACCGGCGAGUACAAAGGCCGGCCUUGGGCCCUGGUCAUGUUUUCGGGGCGGCUUCGGCGAGGGGAUCUCCCCAGCUGGCUGGCGGACUAUGGCUUCCUUGUGUGCGCCCUGGACAAGCGGGCCACCGAGCCGACCGACUUACUUGACGAGUCGGUGCACUCGGCAAUCCUUCGCGACCUGGUCUACUGGGCGGCCCCUCCUUGCGGCACCUUUUCGCCAUUGCGCGAGGUCCGCCCCGCCCCGCCUGUUCUACGAAGCGAGCACCACAUUGAAGGCCUGCCCGACCUCGGCAAGAAGGAGAAGGAACAGGUGAGGGCCGCCAACCCUCGUGGAGCGCUGCUCGGACUAUGUGGGGCACCCGGCGCCGGCAAGCCCAGUCUGUGGGCGAUGCCCUCCUUCCGGUCCAUCCUCGGCCUCGAUCGUGUUGGCACCGCGGAUUUCGACCAGUGCCGCUUCGGCUUGGAGACCGUGAAGCCGACCCGGUUCCUGUUCUCCGCCCACGUGGACUUCGCAAAGCUACACGGGCAGCGGUGCAACCACCCUCGUGGCACGCACCAGUCGGUGGCCGGCAAGCAGGUCUCCGACUCGGCAGGGCAACAGCGUUGGGCCUCUGCUGACCAGGCUGAGUACACGGCCCACCUCUCUCAGAUCAUCGCGGAGGCUUUGUUCCAAGGUUAUCGCAGGGCGGCCUUGGACAAAGAGGCCGAGAACGAGCGGGCGCUCGGUGGCCUUCGCAACCCCAGACGUGCAUUGACUCGGCUCCCAAAGUCGGCCGUCGUUGGUAGGGGCAUCCGCCGGCUUCUGUCACAGGCCGUGGACCUCUGGCCUGAGCUCCUCGACCCUGCCGUGGCUAUCCUUCGUGGCGACCUCAGCCCGGAUGCUGUCACAUCGGUCCGAUCGGCCGUCCUCACGGCACUUGGUGCUACCGAAGGGACGCGCAAGAGGAAGAGGACAGCACCGGCGGCAACACCCAUUCAGGCAGCGGUGCUGGAGGCCUGGGGUGACGCCACCGAUGAUCCGGAUGCCACGCUCCUGGCGCACUGGUUGGAUCAUGGCGCCCCUCUCGGUAUGGAGCAGGAGGUGCCGACCACAGGCGUCUUCCUCCCGGUUCCCCGGGAUGGCCAGAUGCCGGCCUCGCAGCUCGACAGGCGCGCCUUGGAAGGAUGGAAGAACUACCCCUCGGCCGUGGCAGAAGAGGGCACCCUCCGAAACCUCCUCGACGACUACGUGGCCCGUGGCUUUUGUGUCCUGGUCGACACCGAGGAGGAGGCCGAGGCUUUGCUGGGCGGACCACCCGUGCUCAACCGCCUCGGCGUGAUCGUGAAGGACAAGGUCGAUGCACAGGGCCGGCCGGUUCGUAAGGCACGUGUCAUCUGGGACUUGAGGGAGUCACGGGUCAACAUGGCGUGUUGCCAAGGCGAAAGGAUCCUCCUGCCGCGGCUCCUCGACGUGGUCUCGUCCCUCCUCCGGGUCUACAGGCGGGGAGGAAAGCCCUACUUGGCGGGCCUCGACAUCAAGGACGCCUUCAUGAACGUGCCGGCGGGCCCCGACCGCAAGUACACUGCUGCAGCGGUCCCGUGGGGCAUCGUGUUGUUUAACACGUUGGUGUUUGGGUCGGCGUCCUCUCCCACAGUGUGGGGCAGAUUCGCUGCCUGGUUAGGCCGCUCAACGGCCGCGGUCGCGGACACCGACCCACAAUGCUACGUCGAUGACCCGGCUUCGUUAUGUUUGGCCCCGGCCUUGGUGCGGCCGCGCGCCAACGGGGGCAAGUCCAUAGAGUGGGUGGGAGCCAAGAUCGAGUGCGACGAUGAAGCGGAGUCGGUCACCGUCACCAUCCCCGAGCACAAGGUCGAGCAGCUCCUCGCCGACACCAACAAGUUGUUGAGCCGCCCGGUGAUAGGCUCCAGAGAGCUGCGGUCCUAUGCCGGCAGCAUGUCGUUCAUUGCGGGGCUGGUGCCCCACCUUCGGCCCUUCCUGUCCACCUUCUGGUCAGCGCUCUCUACGUGUGGUUUGGCUAAUGAUGGCCGCCCCUCGCGGAAAGCCAUCCACACAAAGAGGGUUGCUCCGGGCCUCAAGUGGAUUCGAGCGCUUUUGGUGGGCAACGUCCUGCAACGAAUUUUCUUCGCGAAGCCCGCCUUCUCCGACGUCGAGAUCGUGACCGACGCCAGCCCGUGGGGCAUUGGCGGAGUCAUGAGGGUGGGCGGCGAACCCACCGAGAUCCUUUACUCCUACCUCCCGGACGUGCUCCUCAAGAAAUUCUCCGCCGAAAGGGGAGUCGCCCUCUUGGUGGCGUUCCGCCUCUGGCUUCCGAACCUUUCCUUCGGAUCGGUGUACAGGGCGAAGUCGGACAACCUCGGCUUCUUGCGAGCACUCGCUCGCGGAAGCGCAAAGUCAGCUUCUUUGAACGUGCUGGCCCGAGAGUUUUCUCUCGAUGUCGCCCUUCGGUCGUACCAGGUCCGGGGCCUCACUCACAUACCGGGCAUCAGCAAUAUCCAGGCUGAUGCUUUGUCACGCCUGUUUUCUCCCGAGCCGAAGCACUUUCCUCCAGAACUGGAGCACGGGCCGGCUAGAACGGUGGACCUCUCCGAGGCCUUUUGGAAGGUCGUGUGA
Molecule: messenger RNA, 4116 nt
Organism: Symbiodinium sp. CCMP2592
Lineage: Eukaryota; Dinophyceae; Suessiales; Symbiodiniaceae
Source: the annotation of a GenBank genome assembly